Dermatophagoides farinae (American house dust mite) is the source of this 1509-nucleotide messenger RNA. It is a transcript of the gene eEF1gamma, whose product is annotated as elongation factor 1-gamma. Gene Ontology annotation, biological process: translational elongation. Gene Ontology annotation, molecular function: ligand-gated monoatomic ion channel activity; translation elongation factor activity. Lineage: Eukaryota; Metazoa; Arthropoda; Arachnida; Sarcoptiformes; Pyroglyphidae. The record is from RefSeq and is a predicted model, not a curated record. Gene Ontology annotation, cellular component: cytoplasm; membrane; nucleus.
CUUGAGCAAAAACUUUUUAACAUCGGUUUUAUUAAUGAUUUACCGUUUUUUGCAUUCAAUCCGCAACAUCCUAAAGAAUCCGAUGGAAUUGAUGGGAAAUUAUUCACGACAUUAUCACAACAUUUCAAUUUCAGUAUUGAAUAUGUUGAAUGUCAAAAUUUUGGUGUACAAAAAACAGCCGGUAAUUGGUCUGGUAUUGUUGGUAAAAUUAUCGAAAAGGAAAUUGAUUUCGGUGUCGGAGGUGUUGUAAUGUAUUAUGAACGAACAUUAUUCAUAUCAUUUUUAGAUACCUAUUGGAUGGAUCGAUUAGCGUUUGCCGUUCGGCCACAACAAACACAUGUCCAUUUUGAUAUUCUUCUUCGACCAUUCGAUAACGAUGUUUGGUUUUACUUAUUGGCAACGUUUCUUUUGUUUUUCAUUUUCGAUUAUGUGAUGAUUCGUUUUUUUCCACCUGAAUCACCAUUUUCGACUGAUCGCCAAAUCUAUAGUUCUGCAAAUCUUUAUUGGAUUGAUUUCUGCUUAUUAUGUCGACAACCUUACCCAUGGUUGUCACGAUUGAAAUUAUCAACGAAAAUCUGUACAAUCAUUUUCGCUUUCUCAAUUUUCAUACUUUCAAACUAUUAUGGCGGUGGCCUUUGUUCUCUGUUAACCAUACCAGCCAGUGUAUCCAUAGAUAAUGUCAACAAAUUGGCCGAUGCUUGCCGCUCCAAUCGUAUAAUACCGCUGAGCUUAGAUGUCAAUUAUUUUAAAAAGAUGGAGGGGACGGAUAUAUAUUCAUUACGAGAAAUAUCUCAAACUAUUCAAUCUACAAAGAACCGUGAAGAUGCGAUUCAAAUGAUUUUGAAUCGUUCAAGUAGUGAAAAACAACAAUAUGCUUUCUUAUAUCCACGAGAACGCCUCCGAUUUGCUCAACUUAGAGCAGGUGAAGAUUUGUUAUACGUUUCACCGAAUACCCCAGAUGCUUCAUUUUUUCCAUUGCAUAUAUCAAUUCCGAUUCAACCAACAUUCAAAUAUCAGCGAGAAUUUUCUCAAACAUUACUAUAUAUUCAAGAGGCAGGUUUGCUAAUACAAUGGAGAAAUCAAAAAAUUGUUCAAAUUACAUUGAACAGAAGACGACAAAAUGCACUAAGAACUACAUCCGAUCCGGACGAAUUUUAUCCAAAAUCAGAUUUGAUUACAAAGAAAGACAUCCAACAGAGUAGCGAAUUCAACUUGCAGAAUCUUCAUACAAUAUUCUUUGUUUAUUUUAUUUGGAUGGACAUAGCAUUGAUUGCUUUAAUUGUGGAAAUUGCUUUAAAAUGGGCAUCGAAUAAAAAAUAUUUUUUCAUGGUCUCAUUUGAAUCCAUUAGUGAACAAAAACGAUUGUUGAAAAACAAACAAAGUCAAAUUUUUAUCCAACUAUCGUAAAAUAUUUAUAAGUUAAUAAGUUAUUUGUCUUGUUAUUUAGAAAAAUCAAUAAUUUAAAAUUAUAAAUAGUUGCUUUUAUCUAAAAUUUUAAUAUUUGAUCCU